This is a messenger RNA of Candidula unifasciata, 1359 nucleotides long. The record is from the annotation of a GenBank genome assembly. Lineage: Eukaryota; Metazoa; Mollusca; Gastropoda; Stylommatophora; Geomitridae.
AUGUGUUGUGCUUACUCCGGGCAUGUAGACGUUGUGGAGUUGCUACAUCAACACGGGGCGUCUCUUGACAACACUGACGUCGAGGGUUGGACAGCCUUGCUCAUCGCCGCACAGAAUGGUACGUGGGACAUUGUUAAUUUUCUUGUGGAGAAAACAUCCGGUUUAGACCAUGCGAUGAACUACGGCAGAACAGCUCUUGCUUUCGCAGCAGAACAUGGGUAUGUCAACAUUGUGGAGACACUUCUGAAACAUGGAGCUGUCCCAGACAAGGGAGAUGUCGAUGGCGACACGGCUUUGAUUAUAAGCGCACUGAAAGGUCACGUGAAAGUGGUGCAGACUUUAGUGAAGAACAAGGCAUUCAUUGAUAAAGCCAACAGGGAAGGGCAGACAGCUCUAUAUGUAAGUUCUCACGAAGGCAGCUUGAAAAUUGUCCAAAUUCUUGUCAACGCUGGAGCUAGUGUUAACCUUCCCGACAAAAAAGGGUUCACCCCUUUAAUGGUGGCCGCAGCAAACUCCCAUACAUCAGUAGUUCAAGUUCUGAUCAAAGCUGGUGCAGAUGUUAACAUCCAGGAUAGAAAAGGACGCACCGCACUCAUGAUGGCCUCAAGCAAAGGUGCUACAAAAGUGGUGUCAUUGCUUCUAGAAGCAGGAGCUAACCCUAACAUAGCCUGCUCCGAGGGAUGGACAGCUCUGAUGUACAGUUGCCAGAAUGGUCAGUCUGAAUGUAUCAAGGUUCUGCUUGACCGUAAGGCUGAGAUCAAUUCCUGCGACAACGAAGGAAACACAGCCUUGUGUAUUUCUGCAGCCCACGGCUUCUAUAAAGACAUCUGUCUGCUCAUCGCUCAUGGCGCCAACGCCGCUGUGCAAAACAAAUCAGGAAGGACUCCUUUGAUUCUCAGCACUUACAACGGUUUCCUCAAAAUCGUCAAGCACUUGAUCGAGAAAUCGUCUGCUAAAGAGACUUUAGACCUAGUCGAUGAAGACAAGGGUGACACCGCUUUGAUUAUCGCCGCCAGGAAAGGACACAAAGAAACCGUCGACGUAUUACUGAAACAUGGCGCCAAAGUUAACGCAGCCAAUAGAAAACUAAGAACUGCUUUGAGUGUUAGCGCCAAAAAUGGAAAUGAAGACAUUGUUACAGCUCUGAUCGCUCAUGGAGCAGACGUUAAUACUGGAGAUGUCGACGGAGAUACGCCUUUACUUCUGAGCGCUCCCCGCGGGGAUACGUCUGUUCUCGAGGCCCUGCUGCAAGCCGGGGCUGAUGUAAAUAAACAGAACAAUAAAGGAGAAACAGCACUUAUCCGUGCUGCCAAACACGGAUGUCGCUUAUCUGUGCAACUGUUGUUGAACAAAGGUUAG